Molecule: messenger RNA, 981 nt
Organism: Amaranthus tricolor (Joseph's coat)
Lineage: Eukaryota; Viridiplantae; Streptophyta; Magnoliopsida; Caryophyllales; Amaranthaceae
Exons: 3
Coding region: 1-981 (326 amino acids)
Source: RefSeq, a predicted model, not a curated record
AUGAUGUAUGCAAAAUAUUCAAAUCAAUCUGAUGAUGUUACUAGCUUAGCAACAUCAUCACAAGGCUCAUCACCAAAGCCACCAAGGCAAAUUUACUACGUACAAAGUCCUUCACGUGACUCUCACGAGGAGGACAAGUCAUCGACUACCGCCUCGGCCACUGCCAUCGCAACGCAGACGACAAACACCCCAGUUGGGCUAUGGAGCCCUGGGUCAUUGUCAUUGCUCUCUUUUUUCAAUCGUCAGUCAGCAGCGAGCCGAGUGAGUGGGCCUCAAGGGUACCGUAGAAAGAGGAGAGACAGGGAGAGGAUCCGGUUGUUGGGAGGGCGGAGACACGUGCCGGAGGAGGAGGAAGGAGAGAAGGAUUUGUAUGUGAAUUGGUGGAGUCAUGAGGAUGGGGAAGAGCUGUCUGGGAGUUGUAAGUUUGUGUUGGGGAUUAUGCUUUUUGUGUUGGUUUUUUCUGUGGCUUGUUUUAUAGUUUGGGGUGCUAGCAGACCUUAUGCUGCACAAGUUUUCCUCGAGGAUGUGAUGGUAAAUAAUUUCUAUAUUGGGGAAGGAACAGAUGAAACAGGAGUACCAACCAAAAUAUUGACAAUAAAUUGUUCAGUGAGAAUGAAAGUGCACAAUCCUGCUACUUUCUACGGCAUUCAAGUUAGCCACUCUGUUAUUAACCUUCGUUAUUAUCAUCUCACCAUUGCUUCUGGUCAGUUGGAGUCACAUUACCAACCCAGAAAAAGCUGGAGAACAAUGCAUAUAAACAUUGAGGGAAACAAAGUUCCUCUGUACGGAGCAGGUACAGCCUUCAUAGUUUCUGAUAAGGCCGAAGCUAUUCCCAUGAUAUUGGAGUGCGAGAUCAAGUCAGAAGGAGCUGUUGUGGGCAAGUUGGUAAAGAUAAGAAACCGACAGCAUCUAAGAUGUUCGUUGAACAUCAGUUCUUACACCACCAAGAUUGUUAAACUUGCAGAAAACUCUUGUAUAUAG